AUGUCGAAAAAUAUUGAGCAUCAGCAGUUGAAGCUCGAAGCUCGAAAGAAGAUCCGAAACAUUGAAAAUGACAUCAAGUCGGAGAAAAUGGAGAUGCAGUCGCUCAUCGACCAGGGCCGUUUAAUAACCGUUCCGUCUCCGCCUGCCAACGAGCAAGCUCCCUCUCAAGCAGCCGGGAAACAAGAACAAAAAACCCAAAUUCCUUCGAAACCCGAGAAACUCUACGUUAUCAAAGUCGAGCCGCAACGACCAGCGCCGCGAACAAUCGCCAUCGAAGAAAAACCACCGGCGAAACGAGUGAAGUUAGAAGCGAAAACGGAAAAGAAGAUCAAAAUCGAAAAUGGGGAGGGCUUCGAUCCAACUGGAAGCGUUCCUCCGCCGAGUACUCCAACUCUUGGCCGCCCGCCGAAGACGAAAAAGGCAAAAGAAUUGAAAGCAGCGCAAGUUUCAAAAGUUCAAAAUCGAAAACUCCCAAAGUGUUUGGAACCGAAACGGCGAAAAACACACUGGGAUUAUCUUCUGGACGAGGUGAAGUGGAUGGCUACGGAUUUCUACCAAGAACGGCGUUGGAAGAAAGAAGCGGCGAAGUUUUUCGCUGAAGCCUGUUGCGAAGAAUUGAAGCGACGAAAAAACUUGAAAAUCGAAGAAAUUAACUGGCGAAAGCGAAAUGCUGCGGCUGUUAGCGAAAUUGUUCGCCAGUGGUGGAAUUCUUUAGGCGCGCUUUCUGAGUAUCGCAAUAUUCUGAUGAGCAAGAAAAACGAGGAAAAGAAGCUAAAUCUUCGGCCUCUGACGCCAGACACAGCGGAUGAUAGCUGCUUCGAGCAGACGAAUCACAAAUCAGAAAUCGAGCUAUUGGAAGAAGACGCUAAAACUCCCCUGCACAUGAUUUGCGAUUUGGACAAACUCUACCCGGACGUAAAAGUCAAAAGAUCGGACCUUCCCAAAAUCGCAGAAAAAGACCUUCGCGAAGCAGAUCAGCUCAAGCAGCGAAUUCAAGAGCUUCAAACAAUCAAAAACAUCGAGCACAACUUUCGCUUUGACAUUGAACUAGCCCACUACCAGCUUCAAGGGAUCAAGUGGAUGAUCAAUUCAAGAACGUUGGGUCUUCCGUGUCACCUCGCAGAUGAAAAGGGCCUCGCUAAGAGAACACAGAUCAUCGUAUACCUCCAGAACUCGGUUGGCACUUCCCUCCUCGUCGUUCAAAACCAGGAUUUGUUUUAUUGGCUGGCUCAGUUGAGUCACAAGUGCCCCGAUUUCAAGUACUGCAUGCACGAUGGAAAUGUCGCCAAUGUUUUAUCUGACGUCGAUUUGGUUAUCACAACCUACGAGAUCGCCUCCAAAUCGGAGUUUUUGCUCUCGACGAGGUGGAACUCCCUGGUUUUCGACAAUGUUCCAUCAUCAAAAGAUAUUGAUAGUCGCGCUUUGGCGACGUUGAAAUUGAUUUCCGCGAACCACAAAGUCGCCGUCACUCACACAAAGCCAACAUCUAACGAGGCAAAUUCCAACUCCAACUCGCUUAAAAACGAAAGUAUCGUUUCGAUCCUCCUCUUUCCCGAUUGUCUCGUUUCGUCCAGACAACUGGGAAAUUUUACCUUUGCCAGGUCGCAAGCAAACGUUCCCGACAAAGAUCGACCAAGAAAUACGAUUUACAAGACGGUCAAAUGUGCCAUGAAAAAGCGCCAGAAAAUUCUUUACGAGGACAUGUUGAUUCAAUCGAAAGAAGAUCUGGAUUCCCAAGACCUUGAUCGAGUCAUGAGCGCUGUUAAACGACUUCUUCGAGUUUGCAACCAUGCCGAUUUCCGAAAACUUCCAAAAACCAAACAAGUCCAAAUAAAUCGCGAAACCAGUUGCAAGCCAGUUCAUUCUCUUCUUUCUCAGUUGUGCUUUGUCAAAUCUUCUCGAGGAAUUUUCGAGAGUGAGCCCGCCAAUCUUCUGAAUCGAAAUUCUCGUGUUGAGAAAUCCCGAUUGAAGGAGUUGAAGAGUGAGAUAAUGAAAGAACCCAUGGAGAAAGCUGAUGAUAAAAAUCAGCAGCAGAAAACUGAAAUCAAGGAGGAAAAAACAAUCAAGUCCGAGCCUGAGGAUGAAUUCCAAAUCGAGUCUGACAAGCCAGAGCCUAAGAUUUUCUUCCCAAACAACGAUUUCUCCGGGCAGAAUAGCAUUUACGAAGAUACGAUUUCCUCUUGUCGCAUAAAAUUCAAUGAACAUUCUUCUUCCCGACGAGGCGCGCUAGAAUUCUCCAAUCGAUUGAAAAAUCGGAAAAGAUCGCCCUGGGCUCUUUCAAGCACUUUGAAAGGAAUUUCUAGCGUUGUUUCAAAUGUGCCUGUGAAAUAUAGAAGGGUCGAGCUUUACCCCCGAAUAUUUGUAAAUAAUGAAACUCCGAACAAACUUCUUGCUUAUGAAAAUGCUAAAAUGCAAUUUUUCUGUUCCACAAAACUCGAAAAUUUGGCGAUUAUGAUGGAGCGCCAUCAGAAAUUGAUUAAAAAAGCUGAUAAUGCGGAAAAGAAAAGACCAAUGAAGACGAUGAUUUGUGUCCGAUCGGAAGAAAGCGCUGAUCUUGUCAGAUCUUUCUUCCUCCUCAAGCUCAAAGUCGAAUCUGUUUACAUUUCUCCACAUGCGACCAAAGAGGAGAAAAACCGUCUUAUCCAUCAAUUCAACUUUUCGAAAACGAUGAAACUUCUUUUAUUCAACACUCGCGCAGGGCAUCUACCACUCCCACCGAUCGGAAUUGAAAAUAUUUAUUUUUAUGAGGAUGAAAUUUUACCCGCUGCUAGACAGAUUUUCGAUGAAGAUACUGUUUGGCGAAUCAAUCCAAAGAUGGUGAUCCGAAUGGUUGCAAAAGACACUGUAGAAGAGCGAAUCUGUACGUUUAGUCCGAAAAUUUACGGACAGACGAUUCAAGGCGUCCAUGCGCUUCUGACAAGCGUCGUUCCAAUAGACAUGAAUCCUCUGAAAGAUCGACGAAGAGCUUCCGCCCUUCCGUGGCAGUUGAAACUUUGUAAUAAAGAAGAGCUUUCAAUCGCGGAGAAACUGAUGAAUCUCCCACCAACAGAAGAAGAAGAUGACGAAGAGAAUAUGGAAACGGACGCCGAUUGUCUUUCUCUUUCGGAAACGAUUUUCUCGGACGAUGAAGAUCAAAUUCUAUCAGAGCUAACGUCCAUCGAGAAGUUUGCGUUGAGACAAAUAGAUUACGACAAUAAUUUGAGCAGUAGGAAGACUGAAUCAGUUGUAUCGCCAGCUCCUAAUUUGAACAGCUUCUUCGAUCCGCUUGAAAGUGUAAAUUUCAAAGAAGAUGAUUUGUUUAUUUCUUCUGAAUUUCUCGAGGCAACCCUUGUUGAUCGAAAACAAGAGUUGAUUCCAGUUUGGGCUCCGCCAACCCCACCGAGGGAGUCGACCAUGGAUUCAUCGUACGGCAACGUAAACAAUAUCAAUGCUGUUCACUACCGCACGGAGCUCUGGGAAAGCGCUUACGAAUCGAAGCCAAUGGCCCUGUCGGUUUCGAAGACGCGUCCAAUCUUGUCGCCUCUUCCCAAAGCGGAACACGAACUUCCUCUCAGCUUCUUCCACAGAAACACGAAGGCCAUCAUGAACCACAGGAAGCAGCUCAAGAACGAGCCAAAAACCCAACACGUCCAGACCCAAUUUUCAAACCAUCCUUGGCUCAUCGAUCAUGAAUUGACGCUCGCGAUGGCUGUUGAAGAUUUUUGCCGAAAUUCGAAUGUCCCUGUCAAUUGGGAAGAAGUCGCCAGUAUUAUCAACACUUACUCGAGCUCGUAUCAUUCUCCUUCAAGUGCGAAACAGCAUUAUGAAAAUGAAAUAAUCCCCCGCGAAGAAGGAAAACCAGCGAUUGUUCCAGGCCAGAAAGUUCCGAAAGUGUCCAAAAAAGCUCAACUUCUUGGUUCUGAUAGAAAAGCUGGACAGAAAAUGAGGAGUAAAACUGCGCAAAUGUACCUACAAGACAACAACUCCUCUAUGUCGAAGCAUUUCAAGACGAUUUUUAAUGAUCUUCUCGAUGUGACAAUAAAGAAAGACGAGCGCCACCGUGAUAUCAACCAAGUGAUUUUGAAGCCAAUUCCCAAGCUUGAAAGAACAAGGGAAGAUAAAGACGGAAACUAUCCGGACAAAGAAGGUCACCGGUCGAUCAUAAAGGGAUACGGAAUCAAUCCUGAUGCCUGCUUGACGCCUCUUGAAAUCAUCAAAAAGUACAAACACAGAGGACUGCCUCAGGAACUCAACAACGCCAGAGCAGGUGUUCAUCCCUUGGCGACGCCUAUGGGCACGCCAAGAACGCCCUCUAGUCCGAGCUCGAAUAGACCAAUUAAGAAUCAAUGGCAUCCUCCCGGAACACAGCCUCAGCAAAUGCCAAGCCAUGUUCAAGUUCGACAAAAGCAGCCGAACGCGAGAAAAAGGCCUGGAUCAGAGUCGAUGGGUGGGCCCGGGCAAAAGAUUUUCUAUCAAGGUGGCAUGCAACAAGUCCAACGCUACACAUCCCCUCAAGAAGUUCAUCCAAGAAAGGUCAAUUCGCCAAGACCAGGGCACCAUGUUCAGCAUAGAGCACAAGUUCCGCCAAAUCAGCAAUUCGUUAUCCAAAAUGGAAAGCCCAUUCAGAUCAAUACUGGCUCAAGUGGUAUUCAAAUUCAAUCGCCUGUUAAUCAACAUCCGAUUAAAACCGAAUAUGUUCCGCAGGUGGCGAUUUCUGGCGCGAAUCAGGGAAUUCAGCUCGUGAAAACCGUCGUCAAUCCCAAGCAAGAACCACCAGAUAGUCACGAGCAGGGUCAAAAUCAGUCCGUGGUGAUAUCUACUGUCGAGCAACAAGUUAACGAUCAGCCGCAGAUGAUUUACGUCCAGAGCAAUGAAGGCAACAAAAUAACUCUGAAGCCGUUGGCCAGUCAUCAAGGCCGUCAAAUUAUUCAAAUCCCCCAACCAAAUGCCCAGUACAUUUCUAUCAAUCAGCACGGGAAAGUCAUCGGUUCUCAAGGCGGUCCACCGAAAUUGUACAUCAAGAACUCCGGUGCUUCUGGAACUCCGCAUCAAGUAGUCUUACAGCCAGAUGGCUCCCAACAACUCGUUAUUCCGUCGAAUAUGAUUCCCCAACAGCGACUGCUCGUCCAAACGUCGACAGGAAAUAUCAUUCCUCAAGGAAACAAAAUCUUCAUUCAACAAACUGGAAACAUUAACCAACCAAUAAUUCUCAAUCAGGGUCAACAAAUCAUAACGAACAACGGUCAAAUUCUAACACUCCAGCCCCAGCAAGGAAAGGGAGGUCGAAUGUUCGUAACGCAGCAGCCACAGCAACGAGUGAUGGUCCAGCAAGCCCCACGCGGCGGGAACGCGCGCGCAAAUCAACCCCAGCAAGUGAUGAUGGCUAAUUCUAGCAAAAAUAUUGUACAAGUUCAACAGCAGCCCAUUCAACAGUCAAUAAUCAAUCCCAUCGGGGGGCAAACGAUUCAAACAACCAUUCAACCCAAUCAGCCCGCACUGCCCGCUUCUGCCGAGACAAAUGUGAGGCCAAUUAAUCAGCGAAAUUAA
Oikopleura dioica is the source of this 5526-nucleotide messenger RNA. NCBI's taxonomy places the organism in Eukaryota, Metazoa, Chordata, Appendicularia, Copelata, Oikopleuridae. The record is from the annotation of a GenBank genome assembly.